Austrofundulus limnaeus is the source of this 4240-nucleotide messenger RNA. RefSeq names its product lymphoid-restricted membrane protein (gene lrmp). Lineage: Eukaryota; Metazoa; Chordata; Actinopteri; Cyprinodontiformes; Rivulidae. Gene Ontology annotation, cellular component: endoplasmic reticulum membrane. The record is from RefSeq and is a predicted model, not a curated record.
GUAAAGUGUACGUGUCUCAUAUUGUGGACUACCUCCGCCACACCACCAGUCGCAGCUCCGAAGACACUGGGCUGGAGGAGCUGUGCAACAUGCUGGACCCGGAACACAAAGACGUCUCCAUCGACCUGGACACGUACCACGCCGUCAUGAGGGAGUGGAUCGAUGACUGCCGCAGUAACUGUCAGCAGACUGCCAACAACCUACAGGAGGACUCUGUCAAACUCAGAGACUGUGUUUCUGCCAGGAGGUCCACAUUGCUCAACAUGACCUCAGGAAGCCUGGAGGCGUUCGGAGGAGAAGCAUCCAGAGCCGAACUUGAAACGUCUGAGCUGGUUCACUGCAUUGCCGAUCUCCAGAUGAGCAUCCAGAAGCUCCAGGAGGAGGGCAAAAAGUUGAAGAAGGUGGUGGAGAGCAUGGAGGAGAGCAACCAGAAGCUAGCAGAGGAGAACGAGCAGCUGCACAACCAGGCCAGGGUGAACCAGCAGCUGGCUCAGAAGGAGAAGAUGCUGAAGGAGGAGGUGGAGGAGAUGAAGGCAACUCUGACCUCCACAGAGGAAGGCAGAGCUCGCGCCUCCGCUCACAGCAGACACAUGGUACAAAUCCACUCCCUCGAUGCUGUCAUUAGUGAGAAGGAGUCUGUUACAGUGGAGAAGAGCCGGCAGAUAGAUGAGCUGAAGGCAGCAGUGGAGGAAUACUCUGCCAUCACAGAGCUGCUCAGGAAGGAUAAGAACAAACUGGAGAACCAGCUGCAGAUGAUUCUCCCAGACCUGGCUGGAGCCAGCCUGUCGUUGGCCUACAGACUGAACCAGAGCAGCGUAGGAUCUCUGCACACAGAACUGGCUCUGGCUCAGUCACCACUGGAGGUGGCAGACGGAGUGGACCGCUGGUCCACCACACCGCUGGAUGAGACGCUGGACAGGGAGGUGCUGCUGAUGCUGCAGGGACCCCAUCCUGAACACAUGGCUCUGCAGUUCCAAACACUCUUCAACAAACUGAAAAGAGAUUUAACAGAAGAAACAAACUCUAUCUUCUCCUCCGUCAAAGACCUUCUGGACACACAGCCGGAGGAUGACUCUGACGCUCGUCUUCAGAAGGUGCAGGCCGAGCUGGACGCUCGCAGAGCCGACCGGCUGGUCAGCCUGGACCAGCUGGCUCAGUACACGGACUCGCUGGAGAAGGAGCUGAUCAAGAUGACCGGUAACCUGAGGAGGUCCCGCACGGAGAUCCUGCACCUGUCCGUCAGGGUGCAGGAGCAGGAGAACCAGAAGCGGCAGCUGUGUGACGAGCUGGACCGGCUGAAGACGUCUCAGGACAGCAGAGAGGCCUCGAGUGAGAACCCUGCAUCAGAGGAGGAGCCUGGAGUCGAGGUGGACUGGGACGAGGAGUUCUCUCUCCAGGACUUCUUGAAGCACGAACAGGUGGAGAGGAACUGCUGGUCGCAGGACGAGCACAGAGACCGCAAGCCCGAUGGGAAAAGCGAUAAGUUAACGGAUAAAGACGAAGAUGUGGAGGAGAGGUGGACGGUGGUUGGAACGACGGGAGGAGGAGAAGUGAGGGACACGUCGACUCCUCUCUCCUCCGUGUCUGUGGAGAUUCAGCUUGAAGGAGGCCGAGGCUCUGCAGCCUGCACAGAACCAGAACCAGAGCCAGAGCUUGAUUCUCAAGCUGCACAGGAAGAGGCAGCGGUACCAGAGAGCGCCCACACACAAGCUGUCAGCAAACAACACCCAGAGGCGGCUGCUCUCCCUGAUCCGUCCCACUCAGAAAACACAGCUGAGGGUUCCUGUGAAGCUGCAGAGAUCUGUUCUGGUUCUUCUGCUCAAACUCCGAGCCCACCGACCGAGCAGGAGCRAACCUUCACACCUGUGGACUCUGCAGCAGCAGACAUGGAUUCUCCCAGCAGAGCGACACCCCAACCUGAGCCGAGUCCAGACGAGAGCAGCCAGUCGACCGGCGACGAUCGCAGAGAGGAAGCUGGAGACGUCGAAGCGGACUCGAGCGCAGCAGAUAUGAGUCGACACAAGAGCCUGAGUCGUGAGCAGACGAUGGAUAAGUCUGCAGCUGAGGACAGCACAAGCCUGCUACCUGUGCUGGUGGAGGAAGAGGAGAGCGUGCAGGACGGUGCGACAGUGCCUGGGACGGAUCAGGCUACCUGCAGCGGGCCGAACAUCAACGCUGAGAAGAGCGCUCCUCGGCCGGGGUCAUCAGUCAGCAGCCAAUCAGGAGGGGGAAUGAGCGACACGACCUUUGACCCCAGCAGCACGGAGCUAAGCGGGGACAAAAAGGAGUCGAUUCUAAAAAACAAAAAGGAGCUGACGCUCAGCUUGGAGAGCAGGGAGAAAGUUCAGGAAGAGCCCAGUGAGCCCGGUGGGGCUUCUCGCAGAGGAUCUGACACUGCUGGGAUUUCUGAAACUGAUGUUUACAAAGAAGACAAAAACAGUUUGUCACCUAGCGAUAAGGAAAUUGAGGCAGAGUUCCAGCGCCUGGCUCUUGGGUUUAAGUGCGACAUGUUCACCCUGGAGAAGAGGCUUCGGCUGGAGGAGCGGUCACGUGACCUCGCUGAGGAAAAUGUGCGCAGGGAGGUGUCCAGCUGCCAGGGUUUGCUGCAGGCUCUGACUCCUCUGUGUGAAGACGACAGCCAGUCCAUGGAGAUCAUCCAGAGGCUCAAGAAAAACCUGGAUAUUCUCAUCCAGUCCAUGACCCGAGUGUCCAGCCGCUCUGAAAUGUUGGGAGCCAUCCACCAGGAGAACCGCAUUGGCAAAGCGGUGGAGGUGAUGAUCCAACACGUGGAGAACCUGAGGAGGACGUACACCAAGGAGCACGCCGAGCUGCUGGAGCUCAGGGAGGCGCUCAUGCAGAGCGAGCGCUCCUUUGGAUCCCAAACGGAAAAAGAUUAUUUUCCUGGCAAGAAACCGUUACAAAAUAAGUCCGCCAGGAGAGUCAGCAUCGAACCCAUCGCCCGCUCCGGGGGCAACAUGCAGUUUGAUUUGGCUAAACUCCAGGAYGGUUCAGAGGCAGACACAGAGAAACUGAGCAGGCGAACCUCCUGGAAUGUGGCAGGGAAGAGCAUGAUGCGCCCCCCACUAAAACGUUUUGUUAGCUCUGUGGCCUGGGUUGAUACAGAAGAGCCCUCUGUCAUGAUGAAGGGCAUGGCGGCGCACGCCCACUGGCCCACCUGCGACGACACGGACRGCCAGUCUGAGGACGAGCAGAAGGAGGAGCAGGAGGAGCUGGGGGAGAGGAGGAGGUCCAGUCUCAGUGAGCUGGGCAGCAAACUCACCUCCCUCAUAAUGCCCCUGAAGACCCCAAGCUCCUCGUCCACGCCGGCAUCUACAGAUCCGGGGGCUCCGCMGUCCGUGACCCACAGCCAGGCCGGGUCCCGCUCAGCUCCUGCAGCGGUGGCCAGAGGAGGCCGAGGGUUCUGGCUGUGGUUAGCUCUGAUAGUGGUGUUAGCAGGUCUGCUGGCCCUGCUGGCCCACCUGGUGAUGCAGCAGCCCGCUGCGGACGCAGCGCCCGUGGGGACGGGGGACUCCUGGAUGACCAUCCAGCAGCUGCUGUGGCCGUACGCGGGGCUUCGACACAACGGGCAGCCCCCYGUCUAACGCGGGGUCCCGUGGGGAGGGCGGUUCUACGACCGGGCGGCUCUCUGCGGCGGGUACCGAUGGAGAAACAAGAGGCUGCUGGGAUCAUCUAACGGUGCCUGAAUAUUCCUGAAAGACUUGCACAGACAGGGCCUCGGGGGGUGGUUAACUCCACGGAGGGUUUUAUGUAUCAGAUCAGGUUUGUUAAAUUAAUCUGUGUUUCUACACGUCUGUCUACGAGGAAACACAGGCGGCGCCCAAUCGGACUCACCGCAGGUCUAAUCAUGCUGCGCACAACACUGACCAAUCACGGCACAGGGAUUCAAACUAUAMCCAGUCUCUGAAUCAUGUGGCUUUUAAAAACAUUUCACCUACAGUUUUUUUUUCCAACAAAUAACUUGAGUUUGAACACUGGUAAUAAACUUAGAUUUUAUGUGUUUGUUAUUUAAGAGAUUUAGUUUUUUGUGUCUUUAUUCUUAAAGUAUCAAGAGUUUGGAGACGUCUGAAUUAUUGACUGAUUUCUACUUGUUUUAACACCAAAGCUUUUUUUAUUCUUUGUUUUUUUUCUGUGGUUUUCACAGUUUAAAUACAAACUUUUUGUAUGUUUCCAAAGAAGCUGCGUGGAACUUUGCACAAAUAAAGUAGCUUAUUCUACAACA